Molecule: messenger RNA, 3846 nt
Organism: Cotesia congregata
Lineage: Eukaryota; Metazoa; Arthropoda; Insecta; Hymenoptera; Braconidae
Source: the annotation of a GenBank genome assembly
AUGUAUCUGCACAAAAAUUUCUGUUUUAAAUAUUUAAUUAUUAUUAUUAUUAUCAUCAUCAAUCAAGCAUAUGCGAUUGAUUACACAAUUUAUCGUUCCGAUCCAGUUCCAUCCCUAGAAUUUGUGGCCUCAGCUGUUCCACCAAUUGAAAAUCUCCUUAAUACUUUGAUAGCAACUCCAUCAAACUCUCUGCAAAAUAGUAUUGAGAAACUGCUGGAGUACGGUGGACUAGUGCGGUUAAAAUUACUAUCAAAACUGGGGUUUGAGAUCUACAACAACGAUAAGUUUGAGCUUUCAGAGGUUACAGCCUUGAAUAACAUCUAUCAACGUAUCCUAAAGCGGAAAGAUAACUUGUUAAAGAUUUUACCAGUAAAAAAUUCUACGCUUCAACAGUUUUGUUCUCAGAUUGAUAAAUUUUUCAGUGAUAAAUCCUUCAAAACAAUAACCUCGGAAAUUCCUUUGAUUUUACCGCCAGCUCCGACUUCGGUAUCAGUCAACCUGAGUUUAAACUCAAUUUUGACUCAACUUAAGCAUCAUAAGCUGAAACUUACCACCCCAUUGUUUAUAGGGAUGCUCCUUCAUGUGCCAUUUAACAACUACGACGCUCAUACUCACAAUUCCAUGAGACACCUUAUCUUCUAUCUGGUGAAAAAUUCAGAUUUUGAGUUUAAAACUAGUACAGAGCACCUGAACUAUAAUAAAAUGACCGACCUGGUCUAUGAUAUUUUAAUCAGCGAAUUUUUUCAAAAAGCAACUACUCACGCUCGAUACUUAUCUGAUCAAUUAGAACCAAUAAUACCCUUUAAUUCAAAUAUCGAAGAGCUGAGUGUCAUUCUUGAGGAUAACAAGAUCAAUCUAAAAUUUUUGCUUGACAGGGUCCUGCCAAAUGACACUCUGGACGGGGAUUUGAUUGACGCAAAAAAUUAUCUUUAUCACAAAUUGAAGAAUAUUAAAAACUGGGAUAUAAAUGAGCUGAUUGGAGAUGAAAAAUACGAAUACCUAAACCAGGAUCAGCUAUUAAUUGGACUUUUUGAUAAACUGAUAGACUUGGAUUUUGUUAAAGACAUUGCCAGUGCUUUGAAGGUUAACGCUUAUUUUUGGCACAAAAGCCAUAUGAUUGAAAAUUUAAACGAUUUGCUUGAUCUAUUUGACAAUUACAACAAUUUAAAAGGAGUAACCACUUAUCGUGAACUUAUAAAGACCAUAAGUAGGAUUAAAGAAAAUUUGAUUGAUAGCAACAAUAUUACCAUUGAAUUGUUGUGCACAAGGCCUAGAGCUUGUCUUAAACAAGGACUGAAUAAAGUUAGACAGUGUAAAGGAAUAAAUUUGGAAACCAAGAGCUUGAUUAAUAACUUUUUUAAGCAAACCAGAGACUGCCAUUUUUCAGAAUGUAUUACUGAAAAAUGUAAUGAAAAUUAUGUUUUACCGAUUGAAUUAAAUACAGAAGUAACUUCAGAGCCGGACUGCGAGGAUAGCGAGGAGUGCGAGUCUGACGAGGUUAAAGCUUCUAUGGUUGAUAUUGAUAAAAAUAUUAAAGGGGUUAAAAAAAUAAAAGUUAAACUUGAGGAAAGUAAAGAGGAAAGUAGUACGGAAAGUUUAAGAACCACCGAAGGCAAUAUUGAAGAAACUACUGAGCAUAUUGAAGUUGUUAAAGUUAUAACUGAAGCGCCAACGACUGAAGCUGAAAAAUUUAUUACCACUGAAGUAAUUACCACAACAGAACCUACAACUGAAUUUACCAUUGAACCUUCAACAGAAGUUUCUAAAACUCAAAUAAUCACAGAAAGAUCAACGAAUGAGCUUUUCACCACUGUUGAGAUAACUGAACCAACUACUACUGUAAAAAAAAUAACUGAACCUUCAACUGAACAAGUAACAGAUAAAUUAGUAUCAAUAACUAAAAAACCUAAAUGGAUUUCAGUUGCUGUUAAUCAAGUAUCAUUAAAACCAUCUAUCUCCGUAAACUUACAGAGAGAGCCGGAGGUAACUAGCUUGGAAAUAAAAAAAUCAACAAGACGUGCUUCUAUUAAAAAAAUGCCCACUCUGAAUAUCAAAAAUGAAAUUGAGGCACCUAAACCAACAAUAUCAAUUUUUACGACAGUUUCUCCGAAGCGCAAGCGAGUAAUUUGCCACCACCGGGACCUCUACCACAGGAAAAAGCUCAAAAAAAUAAAUAAUCUCAAGCAGAAGCAAAAUAAAUUGUUUAAUUCUGUUAUCGGAUCAAAAAAUGUCAAUUAUCAAAACCUGAAGCUUGAUGAGCUUAAUAAAAUUAAUAAAAUUAAUAAGGUUAAUAAUCUCAAGCAGAAGCAAAAUAAAUUGAUUAAUUUUGAUACCGGAUCAAAAAAUGUCAAUUCUCAAAACCUGAAGCUUGAUGAGAUUAAUAAAGUUAAUAAAGUUAAUAAGGUUAAUAAUCUUGAAUCAAAUUCCGAUAAGAUCGAUGAUAUUGAUUCUGGUAACCAGAAGGUCAGUAUUGUUGAUAAGAAUUCAAAUUUAGGUGAUAAUAAAGUUGAUCUUCAUGUUCAAUCUCAUUCCGGUGAAUUGGGUCUGCAUUCAGAUUCAACGUCGGGUAAGGUAGAAGACCUGCUGUCCCAUUCUGAUUUAAAGAAGCAGCAGUUGCAUUCAAACUCAAAGUUUAAUUCCAGUCUAGGUGAAAAGUCAGAUUCGGGCUCGGUUUCAGACUCGGGCUUAGAUAAAAUCAGUCAGCAAUCAGAUUCCGAUAAGAUCGAUAAUAUUGAUUCUGGUAACCAGAAGGUCGGUAUUGUUGAUAAGAAUUCAAAUUUGGGUGAUAAUAAAGUUGAUCUUCAUGUUCAAUCUCAUUCCGGUGAAUUGGGUCUGCAUUCAGAUUCGACGUCGGGUAAGGUAGACCUGCUGUCCCAUUCUGAUUUAAAGAAGCUGCAGUUGCAUUCAAACUCAAAGUUUAAUUCCAGUCUAGGUGAAAAGUCAGAUUCGGGCUCGGUUUCAGACUCGGGCUUGGAUAAAAUCAGUCAGCAAUAUAGACCAGAGAUCGAUAAAAAUCCAUCAGAUUCGACGGGUUAUGAUCAUUCUAACAUCCUGGAGAAUACUUACAAUUUAGCGACGAAAGACGCAAAAAAAAUCAAACAAGGAAUUGGUAGUUUUAACCCUUUUAGUCGGCCAAGCAAGUAUCACUCCGUUAAUUACAAUGAAAAUAAUAAUAUUAACAUCAAUAAUGCUAGAAGGUCAAGGUUAGGCUCAAAAAUUUUUGAUAGUUCUGAAGAAAUGCCUCAAAAUUCGGAUAAGUCAGACAUAUCAGGUAGUGACCAGGACUUAGCUGAGCAAGAGGACAACUAUUUUGAAAACCGAAACAAGACGAAAAAGUCCAAGGAGUUUUCAAAAAUUAAAAAUUCAAAAUUAAAUCAGAAUCAUCACAAGAAGAUGACUAGUUAUUAUAAUGAAGAGGUUAAAGAAGAAAAGGUCAAAACGCGAAGGUCCAAUUCGGUGAGACGCAGUCACAGCAGUAAAAACAGUAAAAAAACCAGGAGAGCUGAUCAAAAUCAUAAGGGGUAUCAUAAUAAUUUAAGAAAAAAUAAUUUUGAAAAUAAUUCAUCUGAUGGUCCCAAAAGCCGAAUGUUGGAUCUCGACAUGACUAAGUUUAUGAAUUUUGAGGUAAAAAGGGACGAGACUGUAAGAAAAAAAGUGCCAACGUACAAGCGGAGUGUUGAUCAAGGGCAAAUCAAGGCUAGAGUUUUCAGAGAAAUUCCCUACCCUCCCAACCCUUUAACAACAUCUGAGACGGAAGUCAAGCCUAGAAUGUUCAACAUCGGAGCGUCUAAAUUUGCCAACAUUGAGUUCAAGAAAGAUGAGAAUUACACUGAGUUUAAAAAGUAA